Hypomesus transpacificus is the source of this 2064-nucleotide messenger RNA. RefSeq names its product chaperonin containing TCP1, subunit 7 (eta) (gene cct7). The transcript is spliced from 11 exons. Lineage: Eukaryota; Metazoa; Chordata; Actinopteri; Osmeriformes; Osmeridae. Gene Ontology annotation, biological process: protein folding. Gene Ontology annotation, cellular component: chaperonin-containing T-complex. The record is from RefSeq and is a predicted model, not a curated record. The coding region runs from base 69 to 1706 and encodes 545 amino acids. Gene Ontology annotation, molecular function: ATP-dependent protein folding chaperone; ATP binding; ATP hydrolysis activity.
CGUCAAACUGCUUCGAAAGGGCUUCUGGGAUUGGACGCUGGUACUGUUUUCUCGAAAGAACCGCAAAGAUGAUGCCCACUCCAGUAAUCCUGUUGAAGGAGGGGACCGACACGUCUCAGGGCGUUCCCCAGCUCGUCAGCAACAUCAACGCCUGUCAGGUGAUCGCUGAGGCCGUCCGCACCACCCUGGGCCCCCGGGGCAUGGACAAGCUGAUGGUGGACAGCAGAGGCAAGGCCACCAUCUCCAACGAUGGAGCCACCAUCCUGAAGCUGCUGGACGUGGUUCACCCUGCGGCCAAGACCCUGGUGGACAUCGCUCGCUCCCAGGACGCUGAGGUGGGUGACGGCACCACCUCGGUGACGCUGCUGGCAGCAGAGUUCCUGCGGCAGCUGAAGCCGUACGUGGAGGACGGCCUCCACCCUCAGACCAUCAUCAGAGCCUUCCGCAGCGCCACGCACCUCGCUGUCGCCAAGAUACGGGAGAUCGCCGUCACCGUCAAGAAGGACGACAAGAAUGAGCAGAGACAGCUCCUGAUCAAGUGUGCGUCUACAGCCAUGAACUCCAAGCUGAUCGCGGGCCAGAAGGUGUUCUUCUCCAGCAUGGUGGUGGACGCUGUCACCAUGCUGGACGAGCUGCUGCCUCUCAAGAUGAUCGGCAUCAAGAAGGUCCAGGGAGGAGCGCUGGAGGACUCCCAGCUGGUGGCUGGCGUAGCGUUCAAGAAGACCUUCUCCUACGCUGGCUUUGAGAUGCAGCCCAAGCGCUAUGACAACCCCCGGAUCGCCCUGCUCAACGUGGAGCUGGAGCUGAAGGCUGAGAAGGACAACGCAGAGGUCCGAGUCAAGUCUGUCCAGGAGUACCAGGCCAUCGUGGACGCAGAGUGGAACAUCCUGUACGACAAGCUGGAGAAGAUCCACAGCUCAGGGGCCAAGGUGGUUCUGUCCAAGCUGCCCAUCGGGGACGUGGCCACACAGUACUUUGCUGACAGAGACCUGUUCUGUGCUGGACGCGUCCAGGAGGAGGACCUCAAGAGGACCAUGAUGGCCUGCGGGGGCUCCAUCCAGACCAGUGUGGGCGCCAUGACGCCAGACGUCCUGGGCCAGUGUGAGCUGUUUGAGGAGGUGCAGGUGGGGGGGGAGAGGUAUAACUUCUUCCGAGGGUGUCCGAAGGCCAAGACCUGCACCAUCAUCCUGAGGGGCGGGGCAGAGCAGUUCAUGGAGGAGACUGAGCGCUCUCUACACGACGCCAUCAUGAUCGUACGCAGGGCCAUCAAGAACGACUCCAUCGUGGCUGGGGGUGGGGCGAUCGAGAUGGAACUGUCUCGUUACCUGAGGGAUCAUUCUAGAACCAUCCCAGGGAAACAGCAGCUGCUGAUUGGUGCGUACGCCAAAGCCCUGGAGAUCAUCCCUCGCCAGCUCUGCGACAACGCCGGCUUCGACGCCACCAACAUCCUCAACAAGCUGAGGGCCAAGCACGCACAGGGAGGCAUGUGGUACGGCGUGGACGUGAACAACGAGGACAUCGCUGACAACUUUGUGGCGUGUGUGUGGGAGCCGGCCAUCGUGCGCAUCAACGCCCUGACGGCGGCCUCUGAGGCAGCCUGCCUCAUCCUGUCAGUGGACGAGACCAUCAAGAACCCCCGCUCCACCGUGGACGGGCCCCCCGGGGGGGGCAGGGGGCGGGGCCGCGGACGACCCCACGCUCACUAGGCAUGCGAGCCACCUCUGACCCCUGACAACCUUUCCACCUCUGAGCCCUCUACUCCUGCCCUCUGUACCCCCCCCCCCCCCCCCCCCGACCCCUCCACUCACCUGGAGCCUGGGUCUAGCCUCAGUCAGUUCAUGUGGGGAGUUUAGGGGGGUUUGAUUUGGGACCAGAGACAUCCCCACCAUACUCCAGUCGAGGGAGGAAAAGGUAGUUUUUUUUCUUUGUACGCUUGUCAACUGUCAUAACUGUCAAAGAGCACUGAUUGGACGAGGAGCGUUCUAGAAGCGUUGGCUGUUGGUCGUCUUGUGUGGAUCUGUAUUUAUUGGAUCAUUUCAAACAAAUAAAAUUCCCUUGUCACAA